GUCACUGUCCUGCGACGCUGAGGAUUUUCCCUGAGACGGAGAAGAAAGCCUUACGUUUCACCUUAAAGAGAAAUGUCUCUACAUGUGGUUGAAGGAACACCCAGCAAGAAGCGAAGACCCAACUGGACAGACCAGGAGUCUCUUCUUCUUGCUCACUUAAUGCAGGAGAGGAAAGACAUUGUCAGAGGGAAGUACAGCACCGGAGUUUCAAUCAAAGCCAAGAGACGUGCCUGGGAAGAGAUGGCUCAAGCCAUCAAUGCUGCUUUUCCACAGGUUCAGCGCACAGUUUCUGACUGUAACAAGAAAUGGGAAAAUCUGCUGGCAAAGGCAAGGGAGGAAAUCAAACGACAGAAAAGACAAGUGGGUAAAGAUGCAGUCCUAUCCAUUGAACAGUUCAGUGCCGUGACCCAAAUAGUUAUUUCCGUGAUGAACCUCUCAGACAUGCUGCAACAGGACAAAGACGACUCUUCAGUCUCAGAGCUGAUGGAAAAUGAACACAACAGCUCUGAUAAAGACGGAAAUGCUGACACAGUAAACGAAAGAUUCACAAACAAGUGCCCAUUGGCUGAACAUGAGCUCCCUACAUAUUCAGAUCCAUCCAUCUGUCCAGCAGCACAAAAAACUACUUUUUCCAACACUGCAAAAUCAUUCACUGUGCAGCUUGGCACUCCUCAUGCGGUUGUCUUGACAGACUCUGGAGAACAUCUGGGUACUUCCUGCUCUACCUGUCCACCAUCAGCACACUGCACAAAUCUGCAGGAGCGAAUGGAUUUGGAAAUGUCUGUGCUGAGAAGACAAGAGGAAGUCCUGAAGCUGCAACAGGAAUAUUACACGCUUAAAAUAAAGCUGAUGAAAGAGCAAAUGGAAGAGUCACCUCAAAAAGACUGAAAAAGCAAGGCACCUGUGUGUGAUUUGUGCCUGAAUGUGAAAUUCUACAAUUUUAUUUAGCAGACGCUUGUAUCCAAAGCGCACAAUGUGACCAGCGAGACUUUAAGUAGUGGGAUUCGUCUGUUUUACAGUUCAAAUGUGUAAUGUUUUCUGUACAGCACAGUGUGAUGGAACAAUGAAAAGCAUUGUGUGGUUGAAAACUUUUCCAUAAUAAACUCUUCUUUCCAUAUUCCGAGAAACAAACAUCAGAUUUGUUCCGUCACACUAAUGAGAAGGCAGUGCCACUUCUGUCCUCAUCCUUCCAGUAAAAAAUAUCUUGUGACCUGGUCAGCUAGUAACAUUCAUCUUUUAGUGCAUCUGCAAAUGUACAAAUUAGAAUUUAUUUUGGAGAACGCUGCUGGCCAUGAUAGCAACCAACAUGCCUAAUGUUGGGCUGAGGAUUUAUGGUCUAUGAGACAUGUUGGAUGGUUUCCAAUGCUUUUUCAGGGCCUUGUAUUCAGAGACUGUGCCAUUUCUGUGCUGGACCAUGAUGCUGCAAGACAACCUCUGGCUUGUAGUAUUGUGUGUGUGUGAGAAAAUGCUUUUUGUGUCUAGCUUAAGUUGUCAUUUUUCUGUGAGAAAGUAUUUUAUUCCCGGUGUGCAUUAAUGGUUAUGGUCAAACAGCAAUUUUGUCUGUUCCAGGCAUCUAUAUAGCUGAAACCACAGUCAGUUUUAUUACCGCUGUACAGUCGGGUAGCUGAUGACUGUGUAUCAGAGCUAACCAAAACUUGUUAAAUUACAUAGUUUAUGCUAGAAUUUUUGUUUGUUGUUGUACUUGAUUACAGUCAUUACAAAAGCGUUCUUAAUUUUUUUGUAGCACUCUGUUUCCUACAGGCCUAUCAUUUGUUAUUUGAGUUGUUGAAAAAGUAAUCCAGUGUGGUGUGCUGUGUCGUCUGUUUAGACUCUAAACAGACGACAGUCUAAACGUAAGACUAAGUGGAAUGCAAUGUGAAUGUUGCAGAGUGAGAUACAUCUUGAGUUAAUGAAUUUGUCACGUCACACUUUUUUAUUGCCGUUUCAGUCUCUGAACAAAACAUGAAAAAAGUGCUGUAAUUCAUUAAAGAA
Amphiprion ocellaris (clown anemonefish) is the source of this 1992-nucleotide messenger RNA. Its product is annotated as myb-related transcription factor, partner of profilin-like. Bases 73 to 888 code for a protein of 271 amino acids. NCBI's taxonomy places the organism in Eukaryota, Metazoa, Chordata, Actinopteri, Pomacentridae. The transcript has 4 exons. The record is from RefSeq and is a predicted model, not a curated record.